This is a messenger RNA of Ooceraea biroi (clonal raider ant), 1845 nucleotides long. Its product is annotated as kelch domain-containing protein 4. Gene Ontology annotation, molecular function: protein binding. The record is from RefSeq and is a predicted model, not a curated record. NCBI's taxonomy places the organism in Eukaryota, Metazoa, Arthropoda, Insecta, Hymenoptera, Formicidae.
GGAGAAGAAGAAGGGUGCGUUCCGUUUCACGCAAUGCGCGCAUAAUGUUACAUAUAAUAUAUAUAAUGCGCGCAUAUGCGUGAAACGGAACGCACCCCAAGAAGACAAGUAAACAAGCAUCUACCUGGGCAAGGAAGAAUCACGUUUACGUGACGCGUUUUACGAUUUCAUAAAGAACGAUGGGAAAAAAAGAUAAGAAUAAAAAUAAGAAUAAGAUUAGUGGCAGUAUAAAAACAGCACUAAAAACCGAGAAGAAGCUUAAUGUCAAGCAGAAAAAAGAAUUAGCGGCACUUGGUGAGGAUGAUAUAGAAAAGGUUGUUGCCGAAAUUGAGAGGGAGGAAGCCCACCGACAACGCGUUAAGGAGGCAGUAAUAGAUGCGCCGUCCCGACGAGUUAAUUUUUCUCUAACGGCGCAUCCCUUCAAAAAUGAGCUCGUUAUGUUCGGCGGCGAGUUUCAUGAUGGUCGACAGACCUUGGUAUAUGGUGAUUUGUUUUUUUACAAUACAAAUAAACAAGAAUGGACGAUAGUGAAGGCACCAGGAGCACCUCCGCCACGGUGCGGUCAUCAAGCAGCAGCCACUACGAACCACAGUGGCGAGUUAUGGAUAUUUGGUGGAGAAUUUACUAGUCCGAGUGAAUCACAGUACUAUCAUUAUCGUGACUUAUGGGUGUUUCGUUUUACUGAUAAAAAAUGGGAGAAGAUCACAGCUCCAAACGGUCCAUCGGCUAGGAGUGGACACAGAAUGAUACACGUAAAGAAGCAGUUGAUUGUAUUCGGUGGAUUCCACGACAAUCUACGGAAUGACUACAAAUACUUCAACGACGUACACAUAUUUGAUCUGGAAACUUACACGUGGCAAAAAAUUGAGACUGUCGGCGUUCCACCCGCUCCUCGAUCUGGUUGUAUAUUAUUGCCGACCGCUGAUGGUAGCAAGCUCAUCGUGUAUGGUGGCUACAGCAAGGAGAAAGCGAAAAAGGAUGUAGAUCGAGGCCAGGUUCACACCGAUAUGUUUCUCUUAACGCAGGACAAAAAUAACGCAGCCAAGUACAAGUGGAGUUGCGCAAAGCAGACCGGAGUCCGGGUAUCGCCAAGAUGUGGCGCUUCCGCUACAUCAGUCCAGUCCGCGGCCAAUCAGGCCUUCGUGUUCGGCGGUGUGCACGACGAAGACGAUGAGAACGAGGAGAAUCUACGAGGAACAUUCUAUAACGACUUGUUCGCGUUGGAUUUAGGGAAAUUGCACUGGCGUGUCGUAACGUUAUCCGAGAAAACAGAAACAAGCGGCAACGCGGAAGAACGCAGACGAAGAAGAAGAAAAAAACACAAGGAAGAAAAUGACGAAUUAGAAGAGAGUGGUACUGAUUCCGAUGAAGAAAUAUUGGAGAAAUGUUCCGAGCAAUCCGCAGUUAGCAUAGACGACGACGGAAUAUUCACGAUGACAGUAGGUCCAGCAGUACCACUUGGAAUUUCUUCAUUGUCUCUUGAUUCUUCUUCGGCGAUGAAAUGCAGCAAACAAACUAAAUUUUUUCCGUCACCACGAAUAAAUGCCGGAAUGGCGAUAAAGAAUAAUAUUUUGUACAUAUAUGGCGGCAUAGUGGAAGAAGGUAAUCGACAAUAUACCCUUCGUGACUUUUAUAGUCUAGAUUAUCGAAAAUUGGACGAGUGGAAAACCCUGAUGGCGGAUGAUCUAUCGUCGCAAACAUGGUUCGAUUCCUCAGAAGAUUCGGAAGAUUCGGAAGAAGACAGCGAAGAAGAAUGUGAUAACGAAUUGGUAGAUGAUAAUGGAGAGCUGAGAGAGAAAGAAUGAAUUAAGGACAAAAGAAUAAAAAUAAUUAAUUAAGGACAAA